Messenger RNA from Lotus japonicus, 1152 nucleotides. RefSeq lists its product as uncharacterized. The record is from RefSeq and is a predicted model, not a curated record. Bases 1 to 1152 code for a protein of 383 amino acids. The transcript has a single exon. NCBI's taxonomy places the organism in Eukaryota, Viridiplantae, Streptophyta, Magnoliopsida, Fabales, Fabaceae.
AUGACUCAUGAUUCUGGAAAAAAGAAGAAGGGAGGCUCCAAGAUCAUCACCCCAGAACACAAUGUGAAGAUUGUGAGUGCCACUGCAUCGUUGUCAAAUCCCUCUGGGGUUCCCCAUAAAGCUGCAAGUGAUAUCCAUGCUCCAACUGGAUCAGCCAAACCAAGAAGAAGAAGCCUACGUAUCAAGCAUGUAGCUCCUAAGAGAGGACCCAGUAAGAAUUUGGGUAUAAAAAAUAUUUCUGAUGAUGAGGAUGAUCAAAAUCCAAAUCUUCCAGAUGUUGUGAAUCAAGAAACGAAUGAGGCUCUUGAGAAGCUUGCAAAUGUAGCUACUGCUGCGAAUGUUGAACCAGAUGUUAAACUGACACAUCAAUCCUCUCCCUCUGGUUCUAUUGUCAAGUCUCAUGCUUCUAGUCAAACGGAGCACGAUGAGGAUGAAACCUCUGCACAUGAAGUUUUUUUCUCUGAGGAGGUUUCUGUUCGGAAAACCCCCACUUCAUCCACCAAAAAGGGUAAAGAAAAGAAGGUGAUUGCAUCUGAUGAAGACUCUGAUGGAGAAUUGCUCAUCAAAAAGGUCCCUGUUCCUGUUAGUGGUGUCAAGAAGAAGGAUGCAAACAUAACGAAGCAGAAGAACGUAGGAUCUGCUGCUAAAUCUUCAAAGAUUUCCAGAGGUUCUCAUAUUCCAAAAUCUGGAAAGAAAAGAAGACAUGUGUCUGAUCCUGACUCCGAGGAUGAUGUCGAGCCAGAUGUCCUAGACAUCACCACUGCCAGAAAACAGAUGAAAGGUAAGAAAAUUCCUCAACAUGUUCCUGAUGCUCCUGUGGACAAUGUGUCCUUUCAUUUUUCAGACUCUGCUCAGAGAUGGAAAUAUGUGGUUCAAAGGAGGCUUGCUAUUGGAAGGGAACUACAUGAAGAUGCCUUGGAACUCAAGGAAAUUAUGGAACUUAUCUCUGCUGCUGGUUUGAUGAAGACUGUCAAGGAUCUUUGCAUAUGUUUUGACAAGCUUGUUAGGGAGUUCAUUGGGAACAUCCCUGCUGAUUGUGAUGAUGCCUCCAGUGCUGACUACAGGAAGGUGUUUGUGAGGGGGAAGUGCAUCAACUUCUCUCCUGAAGUGAUCAAUGAAUUUUUGGGCAGAAGCCCUAUUGAUGUGGCAUAG